GUGUCUGUCUCGCUCUCGCCUCCAAUGCAACUUUUGCAGAAACCCCCAACACACACAGACAUGUUGAGCUGAGAGCUAGGGGGAUCGGCCGAGUCCCCCUUCCCCGACCCCAAAGUCCCAAAUCGGGGGGAGCCUCUUACCACCCCUCCCCUCACCCUUGACCUGUCCACUGUGCAUCGACCCUCCCCACACCUCUUCCACUCCCUGCUCCUUUUUUUGUGGUGUUUUUGUUAGAUGGACAGGAUCAAGGUUGGAUUUUUCUGUCUCUCCCCGAUGAAGUGAGGCGGUGAUGCAGGAGGCUGGCAGCUUCGACUAUACGGAGAGACACAGGCUCAAGAUGGCAGAUUUGUAUUGAGUUUGGGGGGCUGAGAUCUCGCUUCAUUUUUUAAAUGUUUUAAGAUAUUUUUUUUUUUUGCCAUGAAUAACACAUUCUUGCACCGAUGGCCCCUAUGUACGAAGGUAUGGCCUCGCAUGUGCAAGUUUUCUCCCCUCACACCCUUCAGUCAAGUGCCUUCUGUAGUGUGAAGAAACUGAAAGUGGAACCGAGUUCUAACUGGGAUAUGACUGGGUACGGCACACAUAGCAAAGUCUACAGCCAGACCAAGAACGUGCAGUCCUCCCAAGCUGCAGCAGCAGCAGUCAAUGCCUCCCUCCAGAUUCCCAACCCAAGUAUCCCUUAUGAACAGACCAUCAUCUUUCCAGCAAGCACGGGGCACAUCGUGGUGACAUCUGCCAGCAGCACUUCCGGUGUUGUUGCAGUGUCUGGGCAAGCAUUGGGCGGACCUCACAACCUGAUGCGUCGAAGCACUGUGAGCCUUUUGGACACCUACCAAAAAUGUGGACUUAAGCGCAAGAGCGAGGAAAUUGAGAACACAAGCAGUGUGCAGAUAAUUGAAGAGCAUCCACCAAUGAUUCAGAACAAUGCCAGUGGGGCCACGAUAGCCACUGCCACCACAUCCACUGCCACAUCCAAAAACAGUGGCUCCAACAGUGAAGGGGAUUACCAGCUGGUACAACAUGAAGUGCUGUGUUCCAUGACCAACACGUAUGAAGUAUUAGAAUUUCUUGGUCGGGGAACCUUUGGGCAAGUGGUCAAAUGCUGGAAACGUGGCACUAACGAGAUUGUAGCUAUCAAGAUCCUUAAGAACCAUCCUUCCUAUGCCCGACAAGGUCAGAUUGAAGUGAGCAUCCUGGCCCGGUUGAGUACAGAAAGUGCAGAUGACUAUAACUUUGUCCGAGCCUAUGAGUGCUUCCAGCACAAAAAUCACACUUGCUUGGUCUUUGAAAUGUUGGAGCAGAACCUCUAUGAUUUUCUAAAGCAAAAUAAAUUCAGCCCUUUGCCCCUUAAGUAUAUCCGGCCAAUCCUCCAGCAGGUAGCAACAGCCCUAAUGAAGCUGAAAAGCUUGGGACUGAUUCAUGCAGAUCUCAAGCCAGAGAACAUCAUGUUGGUAGACCCAUCCCGACAACCAUACAGGGUCAAGGUCAUAGACUUUGGUUCAGCUAGCCAUGUGUCUAAGGCUGUGUGUUCAACCUACCUUCAAUCCAGAUAUUACAGAGCCCCUGAAAUCAUCCUUGGUUUACCAUUCUGUGAAGCAAUCGACAUGUGGUCCCUGGGAUGUGUUAUUGCAGAGCUGUUCUUGGGCUGGCCUUUAUACCCGGGAGCUUCAGAGUACGAUCAGAUUCGCUAUAUUUCACAGACACAGGGCUUACCAGCAGAGUAUUUGUUAAGUUCAGGGACAAAGACAACAAGAUUUUUCAACAGGGAUACAGACUCACCGUAUCCAUUGUGGAGGCUAAAGACACCAGAUGAUCAUGAGGCAGAGACGGGGAUUAAGUCGAAGGAAGCAAGGAAGUACAUUUUCAACUGUUUGGAUGAUAUGGCACAGGUGAAUAUGACAACGGAUUUAGAAGGAAGCGAUAUGUUGGUGGAAAAGGCAGACCGGCGGGAGUUUAUAGAUCUGUUAAAGAAGAUGUUGACUAUAGAUGCGGAUAAGAGGAUAACUCCGAUUGAAACUCUGAACCACCCCUUUGUCACCAUGACGCACUUGCUUGAUUUCCCCCAUAGCACACAUGUCAAGUCCUGUUUCCAGAACAUGGAGAUUUGCAAGCGGCGGGUGAAUAUGUAUGACACAGUAAACCAGAGCAAGACACCAUUCAUCACCCAUGUGGCCCCGAGCACAUCAACCAACCUGACCAUGACCUUUAACAACCAGCUGAACAGUGUCCACAACCAGGCCACCAACCUGGCUCCCACCUCCACCAGUGCCACUAUUUCCUUAGCCAACCCUGAAGUCUCCAUACUAAACUACCAAUCUGCACUCUACCAGCCUUCAGCAGCAUCCAUGGCCGCAAUGGCCCAGCGGAGCAUGCCCCUGCAGACAGGAACGGCGCAGAUCUGUGCCCGGCCUGACCCCUUCCAGCAAGCCCUCAUUGUAUGCCCUCCAGGUUUCCAAGGGUUACAAGCCUCCCCUUCAAAGCAUGCUGGGUAUUCUGUACGGAUGGAGAAUGCUGUUCCCAUUGUCACUCAGGCUCCUGGGGCCCAGCCUCUUCAGAUCCAGCCAGGUCUCCUCGCACAGCAGGCCUGGCCUAGUGGGACCCAGCAGAUCCUGCUCCCUCCAGCCUGGCAGCAACUGACUGGAGUAGCCACCCACACCUCAGUCCAGCAUGCAACUGUCAUACCAGAGACCAUGGCAGGGACCCAGCCGCUAGCAGAAUGGAGAAACACACAUGCUCAUGGCAGCCAUUAUAAUCCCAUCAUGCAACAGCCUGCGCUUUUAGCUAGUCACGUGACUCUUCCCGCAGCUCAGCCCUUGAAUGUGGGCGUGGCUCAUGUCAUGAGGCAACAGCCAACCAGCACCACUUCUUCCAGGAAGAACAAGCAGCACCAGUCAUCUACGAGAAAUGUGCCUACAUAUGAGGUUUCAUCCUCUCAGGCCAUCAGCUCCCCUCAGCGAUCGAAACGCGUGAAGGAGAAUACCCCCCCUCGCUGUGCCAUGGUGCACAACAGCCCUGCCUGCAGCACUUCUGUCACAUGUGGGUGGGGAGACAUGGCUUCCAGCACCACGCGGGAGCGGCAGCGGCAGACGAUAGUCAUUCCCGACACACCCAGCCCUGCAGUCAGUGUCAUCACUAUCAGCAGUGACACAGAUGAAGAAGAAGAACAGAAACAUGCACCCACCAGCACCCUGUCCAAGCAAAGAAAAAACGUCAUCAGCUGUGUCACAGUGCACGAUUCGCCCUACUCUGAUUCCUCCAGCAACAACAGCCCCUAUUCAGUGCAACACCGUGGGCCACACAGUAAUGGGAACACCUAUGAUACAAAAGGGGUACCAGAGACCCACUGCAGCGGGAACCCCCGAACUAUAAUCGUGCCACCGCUGAAAACCCAAGCCAGUGAGGUGUUGGUAGAAUGCGAUAGCCUGAUACCAGUCACUACCAGUCAUCACUCAUCCUCCUACAAGUCCAAGUCCUCCAACAUUGUGACCUCCACCAGUGGUCACUCUUCAGGGAGCUCGUCUGGAGCCAUUGCCUAUAGGCAGCAGCGGCCAGGACCACAUUUCCAGCAGCAGCAGCCUCUUAAUCUCAGCCAGGCCCAGCAGCACAUCACGACUGAUCGCACAGGGAGUCACCGGCGACAGCAAGCCUACAUCACUCCAACAAUAGCUCAGGCUCCGUACUCCUUCCCACACAAUAGUCCCAGCCAUGGUACGGUCCACCCCCACCUGGCUGCGGCAGCAGCGGCUCACCUCCCCACCCAGCCCCACCUCUACACAUACACCGCUCCCGCUGCUCUGGGCUCCACAGGCACUGUUGCUCACCUGGUGGCCUCCCAAGGGUCUGCUCGUCAUGCUGUGCAACACACCACUUACCCGGCCAGCAUUGUCCACCAGGUUCCUGUCAGCAUGGGCCCUCGGGUUCUGCCAUCACCCACCAUCCACCCAAGUCAGUACCAGGCUCAGUUUGCCCAUCAGACCUAUAUCAGUGCUUCACCCGCUUCCACAGUCUACACUGGAUACCCGCUGAGCCCCACCAAGGUCAACCAGUACCCUUACAUCUAAACACUGGAAUGAGAGAGAGAGAGAGAGACCUGCAAAGAGGGAGUGAGGUGGCUGUUUUUAUACUGAAGAACAUGACAAACAAUGCAAUGGGAGGCUCACUUGAAACUUGAACGAAGGAGAUUUUAAGGGAGAAAUGAGAAAGGAAAGAAGGAAAGAACUAAUUCUACACUUUUUAUUUAAAAAAAAAAAAGAAAAAGGAAAAAA
This is a messenger RNA of Chelonoidis abingdonii (Abingdon island giant tortoise), 4262 nucleotides long. It is a transcript of the gene HIPK2, whose product is annotated as homeodomain interacting protein kinase 2. Gene Ontology annotation, molecular function: transcription coactivator activity; transcription corepressor activity; SMAD binding. The record is from RefSeq and is a predicted model, not a curated record. Gene Ontology annotation, biological process: intrinsic apoptotic signaling pathway in response to DNA damage by p53 class mediator; smoothened signaling pathway; peptidyl-serine phosphorylation. Lineage: Eukaryota; Metazoa; Chordata; Testudines; Testudinidae. Gene Ontology annotation, cellular component: nucleus; cytoplasm; PML body.